AUGUCAGGUUCAGCAGCGCUAGAGUACGGCUUCCCAUCCACGCAUUCCACCAACGCUGUAUCCGUGGCUGUCUUUUCGAUCCUCCUACUACAAGAUCCAGAAUUAUCGAUUUCACCGCAAGCGAGACUAUAUCUACAAGUAGCGGCAUAUCUCUAUGCCUGCUCGAUAGUGAUGGGACGGGUAUACUGCGGCAUGCACGGCUUCUUCGACGUCGUUUGCGGCAGCCUCCUCGGUGCAGUAGUAGCACUUGCGCAGUUCUAUUUGGGUCCUAUCAGGGAUGAAUGGUUGUUCUCCGGGGAGAUCAAGAAUGUGCUGAUUAGCGGAUUAAUCGUACUCUUGCUCGUCCGCAUCCAUCCUGAGCCAGCAGAUAAUUGUCCGUGCUUUGACGAUAGUGUUGCGUUUGCUGGUGUUGUAUGGGGUCUUGACAUAGGUGGGUGGCACAUCUCGAGGACCCAGUACGUCGACACAGCCGCGAAUUAUCCUUCAGCGAUCCCAUUCAAUGUUGAGCAGCUAGGAUGGUCGAAGGUGAUCGCAAGGAUUGUGCUCGGCGUCGUGUCAGUCUUUGUCUGGAGGGCCGUAGCUAAGCCGACACUGUUAACGAUCCUACCUCCUAUCUUCCGAGUGGUUGAGAGUCUUGGCCUAGAUCUGCCAAGACGGUACUUCAAGCGUGCUUCGGAAUACCAAAGUGUACCUGAUCAAAAGGACGACGACAAUGUCAUACCAUCUGCACGAGAUAUCCCUCAAAUGCUCGGCAAUCUACGCAACAGAAGACGUGCUGUGUCAAUUGGUCCUCAGUCAGAAGCUGACGCAUACGAAGCACUUGCAUACAGACAGCAGAGAAGACGAGAUUCCAUCAAAGGUGCGGAAACGUCGUUGAUCGCAGAAAGCAAGCUAGCCAACGACUACUUCGCUAAUCUACCAGAUAUACCGACACAGUCUCGGAAGAGGUCGUUGAGCCUGGAAGAAUUUCGUCAGCAGAUGGGCGCUUCACCAAGUGAGCUUUCGCCCAUCGCAAUCGGCUCACCACAACCAGAAAAGGUCAAUGGUAGCAGUGAGACCUUCAUGAAGGCCGAGGAUGAGAAGGACAGAUCAGAACUGUUUGCGACCGUGCAGAAAGUGAGAGUGAGAUAUGAUGUUGAGGUUGUGACCAAGCUCAUUGUUUAUGGCGGUAUUGGGUGGAUCGCAGUUGAGGGCGCUCCUAUGCUGUUCCAUCACCUUUGGCUUAGUACAUAUCGUGUUGGAUAG
Lithohypha guttulata is the source of this 1245-nucleotide messenger RNA. RefSeq names its product Long-chain base-1-phosphate phosphatase (gene LCB3). Bases 1 to 1245 code for a protein of 414 amino acids. Gene Ontology annotation, molecular function: sphingosine-1-phosphate phosphatase activity. The transcript has a single exon. Gene Ontology annotation, cellular component: endoplasmic reticulum membrane. NCBI's taxonomy places the organism in Eukaryota, Fungi, Ascomycota, Eurotiomycetes, Chaetothyriales, Trichomeriaceae. The record is from RefSeq and is a predicted model, not a curated record.